Molecule: messenger RNA, 2026 nt
Organism: Cyprinus carpio (common carp)
Lineage: Eukaryota; Metazoa; Chordata; Actinopteri; Cypriniformes; Cyprinidae
Gene: casp23
Product: caspase 23, apoptosis-related cysteine peptidase
Exons: 11
Coding region: 187-1593 (468 amino acids)
Biological process (GO): proteolysis
Molecular function (GO): cysteine-type endopeptidase activity
Source: RefSeq, a predicted model, not a curated record
GCGCAAAGGGACAACACGCUUUCACGCCGCACCCCUUUCAAAUAAAACGAUAAAACCAUACAUUAAAAUCUUGCUUGAUGUCUGUGUAUGCCGGCUAACUGAGGACAUCAUUAGGAUACUUCAGGGGAUCUCGUCUUAUCUUUAGUUUAGUACAGGAAAAUAACUUAAUUAAUUUUAAGCGUAAAAAUGACGGAAGAGGAUAACUGGGAUGAAGAUUUGGAAGAAGACGCCGCGAUAGCAAACCUCGUCCAUCAAUUGAAUAUCCACAAACAACAUAUUGGGAAAUCAGACCGUAAUUCUGAAGUACGGCCAUUAAAUGAAAGAGUGGACUUUGUUGCACUGCCCUGUGGUCAUCGAAUGCCGACAGACUAUGUUGUUGCUUGGUUCAAGUGUUACCUAAAGCAGAAAAAGACUGAGUUUUCCUGCCCUCGUUUUAACGAGGUUCAGGGGAAAUCCUGCGGUCUGAAGCUCUCUUAUCAGGACCUCUGUCAGCUGAUACCACUGACAGACAAACAACGGGAAUUCUUGGAGGAGAACCUCGCUGCUCUUGUUGCUAGAAGGCUGUUUGACUUUAAAGCUUGUCCAGGAUGUCAGUCUCAUGUGGAAAGACGAGAUCGAAGUAACCUGUGUGUAAACUGCAUUAUCUGCACGGCCAACCUGAAACGAAAUUACUACUUCUGCUGGAGCUGCCGCAGGGAGUGGAAGGGGCCGGCCAAUAAUUCUGUGCAAUGUGGCAAUACUGGCUGUGGACAGAGAGCGAGAACUUCAGAUCCUCUUAUAGGAUGCAAACCUGAGUUUAAAAUGAAAAUGCUUAGAGAAAAGGGAGACGAUAUUUACCCAAUAAAAGACAAAUCCAAUGACAGAAAACGUUUGGCACUGCUUAUCAACAAUGUAGAAUUUAAAAACUUAGAUGACAGGACCGGGGCAGACAAGGAUGAGCUGAGAAUGGAAGUGCUGCUUAAAGGUCUGGGUUACACUGUGAUCACACUCAGAGACCUCAGUGCACAGGGUAUGCUUUCUGCCAUGCGAGACUUCGCCCAGCGAGAGGAACACUCUGAAUCGGACAGCUGCUUUGUGGUGUUGAUGUCCCAUGGAGAUGCCAGUGGAAUCAGUGGGGUUUUUGACUCUUUCGACAGUGAAGAUGAAGAGGACAUUUUUCCAACAGAUGAAAUUUUUAAUUGCUUGAACACUCCGAACUGUGCUGGAUUGCGGGACAAGCCAAAAAUCAUCCUUAUCCAGGCGUGUAGGGGUGCCACAUGCCUUGGCAAAUUUUGCCCUGUUACAGAUAAAGAAGGCAGUGUGGAUGUCCCGGACGCUGUGCCAAGACGCAACAGAGGUAAAGAGCACCGUGAAAAAGACUUCUGCUGCCUGAGAUCCUGUACUCCAGAUACUGUGUCCUACAGAAACCAAGAGAAUGGUUCACAUUUCAUCCAAGACAUUGUGGAAAUAUUUAAUCAGCAUGCCCACCAGGACCACAUCGAGAAACUCUUCAGAAAGGUCCUUAAGAAGUUUAAGAUUAUGCAUCCGGAUCAAAUGCCAUGCAAAGAAAGAACAACAUUAUCUAAGAGAUUCUUCCUCUUCCCUGGGUUGUAAGACACAGCAACUAUAAAUUCUUGAUUUAUGCAUCUUUUUAUUGUCAUCUCAGGACUUCCUCUUUGAAGAAAACAAGAAUUUAUUGAUAUUUUAAUGAGUUUGUAUGUUCGUAUAUUCCUUGAUUAUGAAAUGAACAGAUUUAGCUUGUUGUCCAACUUGAAACUUGAUUUGAGCACCCCCCACCAACCCAGACUAUUUUACAAAUAAAGUUAAAAAUAAUUGAUUGAAGGAUUGAUACAAUUAAAUUAACUAGCUCUAUAAAUGUAUUCUUCAGUAAAUUUCACAAUGUUAAAACUAUGCUAUUUUCCUUCGAUUUAUUUGAAAAAAAGAAGAAACAGAUAUUGAAAUAUUAUGUAUGAAAUAUUAUGACCAUCAGGAAAAUAACAACUGGAUAUGCUGUGAACAUACUGUAUUAAACUGCUUUUUACUGCUU